GAAUUGAAAAGUUGGAGAGAAAAAUAAGGGAAAACAAAAAUGACAAAAUAUAAACAUACAAGAUGAAACAUUUUUAAAAUGGUGAUUUUUAUUUUCGUUUUUAAUGAAAACUACCCCCCAAAAAAAGGAAACAAAUGAGGAGAUGCAAAAUAUGUAUUAAAAAAAUGUCCAAGUGUGACUGGGCAACAUAUUAAAAAUAACAUUGGAAAAAUUAUUGGGAGAAAUACAAUUAAGAUUAAAAAAAAAUUAAAAAUACUUAAAAAUCCAAUGGAAGAUAUCUUUGCUGCCUACCACCAUGUUUAACUUAUCUAUUGUCGGAGUCCCCUGGAGGUGAUCUUCAGCUGCCACACACACACACACACUACACGCACCGGGAGGGAGGAGUGACUCCGGGAGGGGCGAGCGAGCGGCUUGAAAAGGCCGACAGAAGUUUGAGGAGCUGCAGAGUGACACCGUAAAGCUGACCGGAAGGUAAGAGCAAUCCCCUCACCAUCACCUUCCAACUUCACCCUUCCACUCGCUAAUAUUUUUCUUUCUUUUCCAAUUCAUGUGUGAGCUUGUCAAUCAUGGAAGCGGAGCAUUUAGGUGGCGGUGACGCCGGGGUCAAACCCGAGCGGGGCAACAGCCGGCGCUAUAGGACUGCCUUGAUUGCGUGUGCGUGUCUCUGCGGGAUUCUGCUGCUUGCACUCAUAGUGGUUUCCCAAAGAAGCAAAGAGCAAGAGUUCUGUCUGACCCCGGAGUGCAUUGAAGCAGCUGGAGCCAUUCUGAGCAAAAUGGACAAAUCGGUGGACCCCUGCGAGGACUUCUACACGUUCUCCUGCGGUGGUUGGCUGGAGAACAAUCCCAUUCCCGAAGACUCGUCCACGUACGGGAUCUACCCGUGGCUUCGCCAGCAGGUGGACAUGCGACUCAAAGACUUACUGGAAGCUCCCGCUGAACCCGACGAGUUGGAGGCGGUGACCAAGGCCAAGAUCCUCUACCGCUCCUGCAUCAACGAGAGUUUACUGGAGGAGGUGGACGCACAGCCCGUGCUGAGGACGCUUCAGCAGCCCGACUUCCGCUGGCCCGUGUUGGGCGAUGGCCUGGGCGGCGACUUCCGCUGGUCGGAGCAGGACUGGAACCUCCUGAGGACGCUGGCCCGCUUGAGGAACCAGCACAGCAAGAGCGUCCUCAUACGGAUCUUCGUCUCGCCCGACGACAAGAACUCCUCCAAAUACAUCAUCAAGCUGGAUCAGGCCUCCUUGUCACUGCCAUCUCGGGAGGACUACAUCGCCAACUCUUCUGCUGCCCAGGCGUACCGUGCGGCCUUGCUGAGCUUGAUGGUGGACACGGCCGUCAUGCUGGGCGCUCCCCAGAAAGCGGCGCGGGUCCAGAUGGAGAAAGCGCUCGACUUUGAGACCAAACUGGCUCACAUCAUAAUUCCCUACGAGAACCGCACGAGCGAGAACAUGUACAACAGAUACACGCUGUUCCGACUGCAACGGCAGUUACCACAAUUGGACUGGUUGUUCUUCGUUAAGUCGGUGGUGGAGUCCGACAGCGACCCAUCUCGCGUCAUCUCGUCCUCGGAACCAGUCAUCGUACGAGCCCCGCAGUACUUCAGGGACCUUGUUAAGCUCAUUAACGCCACAGACCCAAGGACCGUGGCUAACUACGUGCAGUGGAGAGCCGUUUUUUCCAAGCUCACCACCCUCAGCCGCCGUUUCCUGUACAGAUACCUUGACUAUGCGAGAGUGACAACCGGAACCACUUCUCUGACGCCGCGUUGGGACAAGUGCAUCAACUACAUCGAAAACGCGCUGGUCUACGCCACGGGCCGCCUCUUUGUCGACAACUACUUCCAGGAAGAUAAGAAACACAUGAUGGACAAGCUGAUUGACGGCGUUCGCUGGGCCUUCAUCGACAUGUUGCAGAACGAGAACGACUGGAUGGAUGAGGCGACCAAGACGAGAGCCAUCGAAAAGGCUCACGCCGUCCUGGCCAAAGUGGGCUACCCCGAAUUCAUUCGCAACGACACCUACCUCAACGACGACUUGAAGGAGCUGGAUUUCAAUGAGAACGACUACUACGGCAAUGUGCUGCAGACGCUGAAGUUCAUCGCUCAGGCUGACGUGGCCUGGCUUCGAAAGACGGUCCCGCGCACAGAGUGGUUCACCAACCCGACCACGGUCAACGCCUUCUACAGCUCCUCCACCAACCAGAUCAGGUUCCCUGCUGGCGAGCUCCAAAAACCCUUCUUUUGGGGGAAAGAGUAUCCAAGGUCUUUGAGCUACGGCGCCAUCGGCGUGAUCGUCGGACACGAGUUGACGCACGGCUUCGACAACAACGGGCGGAAGUACGACAAGGAUGGCAACCUUGAACAGUGGUGGAGCAACUCGUCGGUGACGUCUUUCACAGACAAGACUCAGUGCAUGGUGGAGCAGUAUAACGACUACUACUGGGAGGAGGCGGGAUUAAAUGUCCGUGGUAAGAGGACGCUAGCAGAGAACAUUGCAGACAACGGUGGAAUAAGACAAGCGUUCAAGGCGUACCGGCGCUGGGUGGAUGAGAGCCGAGGAGGGGUGGAGGAGCCUCUUCUACCCGGCGUGGGACUCGACAACAACCAGCUCUUCUUCCUGAGCUACUCACACGUCCGCUGCAACUCGUACAGAACGGAGGCCGCCAGGGACCAAGUACAAAGCGGUGCGCACAGUCCACCUAAGUACAGGGUGAUCGGAGCGAUGAGUAACUUUCCCGAGUUCAGCAAGGCCUUCAGCUGCUCCGAAUCGUCGGCGAUGAACAGAGGCGCACAAUCCUGCCGGGUGUGGUGACCUUUCACCUCAGCCUGAUCCCCCCAUCCCCCCCCCCCCCCCCCC
Molecule: messenger RNA, 2855 nt
Organism: Hippocampus zosterae (dwarf seahorse)
Lineage: Eukaryota; Metazoa; Chordata; Actinopteri; Syngnathiformes; Syngnathidae
Gene: phex
Product: phosphate regulating endopeptidase homolog, X-linked
Exons: 22
Coding region: 567-2810 (747 amino acids)
Biological process (GO): protein processing
Cellular component (GO): plasma membrane
Molecular function (GO): metalloendopeptidase activity
Source: RefSeq, a predicted model, not a curated record